GGGUCCACCCGGCCGCUCACGGUCUUGCACGCCGGGAGGAUGAUGUUGCCGCCGGCCACCGCCGCGAGGGAGAAGAGCAGCAGCAGCGGGACGGCACUAGCAGCAGGAACAGAGGACGCCAUUGUCGAUCGAUCUCGAUGCUCUGCAGGUGUAUGUGUUUAUGCGUCUGCAGGGAGAAGCACAUUUGAAACUGUCGUGAGUUUAGCAGAGAAGAAGAAAGAAAGGAAACGGCCAGCUAGACCCAUCAGAUCGAAAGAUAAGAUGAGUUUCAUCAUUUUGGGCUCAUUGGUCAUUGGACUCAAGUGUCAGUGUCUAGAUGGUCUUCUGAGUCUAUGGCUGGUUUUAGACUUCUUUUAGUUUGGGUUAGAGAUUCAAAUGUUCCUGACAAUCUGGCUGCACUACCCUGGUUUAUAAACUCUUGGCUCUUUGCUUAGUUCUGUGAUACAUUAUCAGGAUGUAAUACAUCAGGCUCAAAGUUGGGUCAAAGACGCUCUGACGCUACUCUCACAACACCAGCGGCUGAACUGACAAUUAGGCCUUAUUGUUACAUUAUCAGUUUCAACAUUGAGAAGAUUUGGGAGAUUCGUGGUCCUUCUGUUGGGGGAGUUUUGGUCAGGAAGCCUGUUGUUGAUGCCGCCCUAUGAGAUGGUAGCCAGAACAAGAGAUUGAGGGAUGAUCCUCAGUCUGCUGAAGGAAAUGCCCCAUCAGGGAACUUGCAUAGAGAUACAGUUAAGGAAGUGCGAUCUGUUGGGAUGGAGGAAGUGAUGUCAGGUCAGAAGGAGGGGGACAGGUUACAACUAAAUGGUCAUCAUGAUAAGCAGAAGUUGCUGGUUCCAUGAAUAAAGCUAUUCAAGAUAUGGGGAAUGCUUAGUUUGCUUAGGAUAUAUUCAGUAUUGAGGAUUUUGUGGAGGAGCAGGUGGGUUAUGUAUGAGCCUUCUGAUGAUCAAGUGGAUUAUGGUAAACAGUAUGGUCCCUGCACUCAGGAUAUUGCUGAACUCGACAGCAUGACAGUGUCCGCUUGAAAGGAAAUACAAGGAAUCCCAGGAACCUGAAAUGGAAGUGGCUCAUGAUGCUCAGGUUUACUCUGAACCCAAGAACACAUAUUUGGAUGCUGUUAAGAGUGGGCACAAGGUUCGUGUUGCUGAUAAGGUGCCAGAAAAGAAAACCAGAAUCCAAGAGGUGCCUAGUGAUCAAGAGAGGAGAUUCAGCUAGGCAGCAUGAAGCUCUUCCUCGGCAGAGCUUUGUUGUUCCUCUGAUCUCCGCUGAUCUUUUAUUUAGCUCUUGCGGCAGGAGCCCUCUGUGUGGACUGAGAUGGAGACUCUUCUGGUGAUGCCACUCCCACAGGUUCUUGUUUUGUUCUUCCUUCUCUUGCCACCGCUUGAGCUUGUUGCAUCUGCCAUCUCUGCCUCCUUCGUCACCAGUUCUGUGUCCAUCUCCUCCUGAGCAGCUUAACAGCGUCCACUUGGGGGCAGAGCUGCAGUGACUUUCAUCUCAAUCAGCUUCUCAGACUGCUGUCUGCUUCACCUUUCGACUUAGAGACUCAAACUCUUCCUUGGACAUUCUAAUAUUUGCUCUUGGUUCAGAGAUUGAGGCGCGGCAGCACUUGGAAAUGGAGUCAGAAACAUAUACAGGUCCAAUUUGGAGAAGACUCCCUUCACACUGAAGGUGACUUUUAGUCCUUUACACCUUCAUUCUUACAGUUUCAUGGUUGUGGUUGAUGGGAACACAUAAAAGUAAAGCAUUACUAUCACUUAUUUAGUUCGUGCACCAAUCACAUGUAUAAAAAAUCAGAGGAAAAAAAAGGUUCUGUAACAGUUACUUUUCUUUCAUAGCAAAGCUUCCCUUGAAGUAAGGUGUGUCUCUCAAGACGGUUCACCGCUAUUGAUUCUAAAAAGGCAUCUCAAAGAUUUGCUAAACAGAAAUAUGAUGAUCCAAGUUCUUUUACAAAGAUGCACUAUACUGCCUCUAGCCCCUUCCCUGUAUAGUUUUUUUUCCUUGUUCUUUUAUUUUUUCUUUCUUUUUUCGAGUCCCCUUGGGGCUCCUUUGUUGCCUGCUAGUACUUGCGCUUCUUGCGCCUUCUUCUUAACGAAAAAAACACACCGCUCGGCGUGUUUGAGAAAAAAAGGAUGCUAACCUUCCCCGAGGGCUAAACAACUCGAAAGAUGCUUAGGAUAUGUUAUCAUUUAAUUUUGGAUGUGCUAUUCGACCGGGUCUUUGUUGUCAUUGCCGGUACAGGUUAUAUGCAUCCCAUUAGCCAUUGAUUGACCACUGAUUUGUUAGUACUAAUUAGAAUAGAUUUGUUCAACUAUUAUUGGAGAACUCCGUACAUGGAUCAAAUUAUCUAUUCAGGAGAUGAGUUUCGCCAUGUGAAUACCUCAUUGAACAUGUCAAAGUUCAGCACACAUGCAGAUGCAGAGGGUUGGUGAGCAGGCCAGGGCACAGCGUCAUCUGAAACGAAAUUAGAGGCAGCCAUCUUACUGGACAGCGACAACUGUCUCCUGUUUGAAGCUUACCUUUUCCUUUUUGUUAGUUCCUUUUUUCUCAAGAUUCCUGGAAUGUCCCCAUCUGCCUCUUAUGUUCAUUGAUGAGCGUCAAACUCAGAUAGAUAAAACUCUUGGCACUGUUGGAAAGAUGCAUAUCUCACCUUGUGGACUUUUAAUUAGUCCUUGCCAGGUAACGAACUCCAAUUUAGUAGUCCUUCUCUUCUGCAGGAUAUUUCUUAAAAUAGUCUCAAGCUGCAUCUGCAUGAAGACGAGAAGUAUUCUAAAACGUUUGGACACCGAUGGUUGGACCAGUGAAUUUUGUUGUUGACUAAGAACCACACAAAGGGAGCAUCAGCUGGAAGAAGUUCAUUUGUUCCCCUAGCUAGCUCAGGUAAUCUGAACUCUCUUGUUUCGAGAGAAGCUCAGCUCAGCUCAGGUAAUCUUUGGAUGCAACCAUGGAUACUACGCCUCCCUUCUUCCUCCCAACUCUCCUCCUAGCUUUGCUAGCACUCACAGACAUAUGUGCCGCCGCGGCGGCGCCUCGAGGCGACAUCCUACCACUCAAGUCCUCCCUCACCGUCGAGGAGCACGACACCGACGCCGGCAUCCUGCGGUCACCGGACGGCACCUUCGCCUGCGGCUUCCAUGCCAUGUAUACCGGUGCCUUCACCUUCUCCAUAUGGUAUCAUCACUCCAACUCACUCAAUGAAACAGCAGUUGUCUGGAGCGCCAACCGUGGCCGGCCGGUGCUGUCCAGGAGAUCAUUGGUGACCCUGCGUGGUGACGGCACCAUGGUCGUCGCCGACCACGACGGCGAGGUGGUGUGGCAAACUCAGGGGGGGCUCCCAAACGUCAAGCACGCCCAGCUUCUCGACACCGGCAACCUCGUCCUGAGGAACACCACCGGCGACAUCGUCUGGCAGAGCUUCGACUCUCCGACCGACACCUUCCUCCCCACACAGCGGAUCCCUGCCAUGGCAAAGCUCACCUCCACCGCCGGUGGCGGCCAGCUGCACCUUCCUGGCCACUACACCUUCCGCUUCAGCGACCAGUCCAUCUUGUCUCUGUUCUAUGACGACGCCAACGUCUCGGACAUAUACUGGCCUGAUCCUGAUUAUGAGUACUACGAGAACAACAGGAACCUCUACAACAGCACCAGGAUGGGGAGCCUGGACGAUUCUGGCGAGUUCUUCGCCAGCGAUUUCGCCAGCCACCAGCCUCUUGUGGCCUCUGACAAUGGGCUUGGGAUCAAGAGAAGGCUUACACUUGAUCCUGAUGGUAACCUUAGGAUGUACAGCUUGAGCAGCAGCAAUGGAUCAGAUACAGAUUCAGACAGUACAACAUGGACGGUUUCAUGGGUUGCUGUCUCUCAGCCCUGCAUGAUCCAUGGCCUUUGUGGUCCAUAUGGGAUUUGCCACUACUCCCCUGCACCAACAUGUUCUUGCCCACCUGGCUAUGCAAUGAGGAACCCUGGGAAUUGGACACAGGGUUGCAAGCUUAUCGUUGAUACCAUCGGGUGUGGCAAAGGUGAAGAGGAUGUGCAGUUUCUGCUGCUUCCGGACACCGAUUUCUGGGGAUCGGAUCAGAGGCGCAUCGGGAAGGUGUCUUUGGAGACGUGUCGGAAGGCAUGCUUGAGUGAGUGCACCUGCAAGGGCUUUCAGUACCAACCAGGUAACGGCACAUGCUACCCAAAGAGUUUUCUUUUCAAUGGAAGGAGCUUCCCGACACCCACUGUACGAACAAUGUACAUCAAACUCCCUGCCAGCGUCAACAUCUCAAGCACCCCAAUCCCGCAGUCCAAUAUGCUCAGCUCCGAGUCUCAUGCCCUCAAGUGUGAUGAUCCUACGAGUGCAAAGACCGUAGAACCGGUGCGAGACGUCGUCGAGCGUGAAGAUGAUGAUGCUGGGGAGGAACCAAAAUGGGUCUACUUCUAUGGGUUCAUCGCUGCGCUCUUUGUCAUCGAGGUUUCCUUCUUCUCAUUUGCGUGGUUCUUCGUUCUCCGGAGGGAGUUCAGGUCAUCGCAACUAUGGGCAGCUGAGGAAGGAUACAGAGUGAUGACUAGCCAUUUCCGGAUGUAUAGUUACAGAGAGCUGGUCAAGGCAACUGAAAAGUUCAAAUAUGAACUUGGAUGGGGUGGUUCAGGGGUUGCUUAUAAGGGAACCUUGGACGACGAGCGAGCGGUGGUCGUAAAAAUGCUGGAAAAUGUAACACGGAACAAGGAAGAGUUCCAGGAUGAGCUCCGCGUUAUUGGCAGGAUCAACCAUAUGAAUCUCGCAAGAAUUUGGGGGUUUUGCUCAGAGAGAUCACAUAGGAUGUUGGUCUUGGAGUAUGUUGAGAAUGGUUCAUUAGCCAACAUACUGUUCAGCAACAAGAUCUUGCUGGAGUGGGACCAGAGGUUUAACAUUGCUUUAGGUGUUGCAAAGGGGCUGGCCUACCUGCACCAUGAGUGCCUAGAGUGGAUCAUCCACUGCAACCUCAAGCCGGAGAACAUCUUGCUGGAUCAGGACCUACAGCCUAAGAUCACCGACUUUGGGUUCGCGAAGCUGCUCAGCAGAUCAGGGUCUAACCAGAAUGUGUCGCAGGCGCGAGGAACCUUAGGCUACAUCGCUCCGGAGUGGGUCUCUGGUUUACCGAUAACAGCCAAGGUCGACGUCUACAGCUAUGGAGUCGUGCUUCUUGAGCUAGUAUUGGGGACAAGAAUUGUCGACUCCAUUGUGGGUUCGGAGGAGGAUGUUCAUGGUGUGCUCAACAAGUUUGUUCAGAUGCUUACUUACAGGUUGGAUGGGGAGGAACUACUGUGGUUAGAUGAGUUUGUGGAUUUCAGGCUGGGCGGCAAAUUCAACUGCCUGCAAGCGAAAGAAUUGAUCAGGAUAACUCUUUCAUGCCUGGAGGGGAACAGAAAGAAAAGGCCAACAAUGGAAUCGAUAGUAGAGAUCCUCCUGUCAAUUGAUGAAGCUGAAAUUUAGUGAAAGUGUGAAACAAUGGCAUUACGAAUGAAGUAUCUGUUUCAGUUUGAAGGCUAGGUGUAUCAUAGAAGUACGCAUAAUCAAUCAGUGUGUACAAUGUAUUUAGUUGUAUGUAGGUUGUUCCAUGCUAUGCAGUGAUUGAGUAAUGACAGUGUAUGUAUAUACUAGCGAUUCUUGCGUAUGUAUUCAGUCAUUUUUAGUAACUAUGAGGAUGCAUUUUUCUUUCUGAUAUCAGUAACAAAAAAAAGGUUAUUCCA
This is a messenger RNA of Brachypodium distachyon (stiff brome), 5706 nucleotides long. RefSeq names its product putative receptor protein kinase ZmPK1. Gene Ontology annotation, biological process: recognition of pollen; protein phosphorylation. NCBI's taxonomy places the organism in Eukaryota, Viridiplantae, Streptophyta, Magnoliopsida, Poales, Poaceae. Gene Ontology annotation, molecular function: protein serine/threonine kinase activity; ATP binding. The transcript has 2 exons. The record is from RefSeq and is a predicted model, not a curated record. Bases 2939 to 5449 code for a protein of 836 amino acids.